Molecule: messenger RNA, 1574 nt
Organism: Dimorphilus gyrociliatus
Lineage: Eukaryota; Metazoa; Annelida; Polychaeta; Dinophilidae
Source: the annotation of a GenBank genome assembly
CCAGGUAGCGGCGUCUGCUAAUAAUUCACCUUUACCAAAUCGAUAGAGUUUUAGCAUCUGUAAGCAUGGAUAAAUCAAAAUUGGUUCAAAGAUAUUUAGAAAGACAUCGAAUCGGGCCAUUAUUCGAGGAAUUAAUGGGUAGGAUUGUGAAUGACAAGCCUGAGGAGCCCCUUCCUUACUUAAUAAGGCUUAUACAGAAAAGACAAGAUAGGUCUAGUACAGCGGCAAUGCUGAGAAAGAGUACAAGCGAUUUGCAUCAUAUUAAAAGAGAAACAACUGCCUCGAAGGUUGGAAAAUCUUUGACUUUAUCGAAAAGUACAAACUUUCAUCCUAAACCUAAAAGUCCUACGACUAGGCAACAAAAGCCAGAUUGGGACAAUUCAACGAAAGUAAAAUCUUUGGAUGAUUUAUGGGGCAGUCCUGAUGAAAGAAAAGAAAAUGGUUUUACACCGGAUGAGGAUCUUUACAUAAGCAGAGGCUAUGCUGGUCCAGUUGUAAAGGAUGAUGAAGAUUCUCUAGAGGCUGAACUGAACAUACUUAAAUAUAGAAAAACUAAGGAGAAGACAACUGCACAGAAGCAACCUGUAGUAUCCUACGCUCCAACAACAGCUAAGGGUCGGCUUGCUUUGCAAGAAAAGAGAAGGAGAAAGAUCGAAAGCUUAAGAAAAAAAGACGAGAAAGAUUCUGGAUACGAAGACAAUAAAGAUUUAACAAUUAAUGACGACGCCUUGGAGUUAUAUGAAAAUGCUGAUGAUCUCCGCUCGGAAGGUAUAAAAGUAAAAGGAAGUCGUGGAGUAAAAAUCGCUCCAACUUCUAUACCGAGAAACGAAAGUCAAGUUCGAGUUAGCGUUUGCGCAAGAUGCGCUAGAGUCAUGACCGGUGAACCAAGUGAAGAUGUCUGUAAAGGAGGUUUCGAGAGAUACACUUCUGAUACCGACCUAGAUAGUCGGGUAGAUACACCCGCAAAAUUUACAACUGACUUUGAACAAGAAGAAGAGGAAGAAGAGGAAGAAGAAUUUGAGAGUGUCUCUCAAGUAACUGGACCCAGAAAACCUGUCUGGACGGAUGAUGAAGAUAAAAGUGCUAGAAGAAGUAAAACUAUGCUAAGAACUACCAUUCCUCAUAAGGGUAAACCCAUGUAUUUUAAUGAAGAAAUUGCUAGUGCUAGAAGUACACCUAGAAAAUCGGAAAGAUCUACUAAAAGCAAAAUGAGGCAAACAUGGGCGCCAGGUGUUCAAAACACUGAUUCUGAUGAAGAGGAAAAUCAAAGAGGCUGGAGAGUGGUUGAUAACGACUCGGAUGCUAGUAUAACUACUAGUAGAUCAACAAGAAAUAAGCCUACAAGAUCAUCGUUUCCAAGAAAUCGUGACAAAACAGUUUACUAGAAAGUUCAAUGAAGAAUGGAAUAUUAUGAGCUUGACUCAUCAACCAUUCGAUUGAGUACUUAGUUUAGAUAUAUCUUUAAUCUCUAUAUCACGAUGUUGUUUUCUUCUUAUUUUAUAUUAUACACUAAUCAACUAUGAAAGUAGAAACACUUGCGUAAUAAAUAAACUAAUUAAUAAACUCUUAUCGCA